UACGUCAUGACCGGAUGUUGAUACUAGCUCGGAGCUCAGACAGGAAACAGCUGAACAAGAAAAACAAAGAAGCGACGACGACGGUAAAAACAACAGAUGUGCGACUAGAAUACACCUCAAACAUCGGUGACAUUGACGCUGGUGGGAACACGUUGUGCUACUAAAACUAAUUAGAAAAGCCUUAGUUCAGUCACUCAGAGAUUUGACGAUGGGACGCAUCUUCUUGGACCACAUUGGCGGAACUCGCCUCUUCUCCUGUGCCAACUGUGACACCAUCCUGACCAACAGGUCUGAGCUUAUCUCAACACGCUUCACAGGAGCCACAGGCAGAGCUUUCCUCUUCAACAAGGUGGUGAACCUCCAGUAUAGCGAGGUGCAGGACAGAGUGAUGCUCACCGGCAGACACAUGGUGAGGGACGUCAGCUGCAAGAACUGCAACAGCAAGUUGGGUUGGAUCUAUGAGUUUGCUACUGAGGACAGUCAGCGGUACAAGGAGGGACGUGUCAUCCUGGAGAGGGCGCUGGUUAGGGAGAGCGAGGGCUUUGAGGAGCACGUUCCCUCAGACAACUCAUGAGCCCCUAACCUUCGGAUUAACUUGCGUGAGGAAAGCUCACUCCCGUAUCCACCUAUCCCUCUCCUUUAUCCCCUUGCCUCUGCGCUGCGCACCACCACAUGCAGACUUAGUGGUCAGUGAAGUUUUGGCUUCACCCCUCCACAUCCCUUCCCUGUCUCUGGCCUAGACCUCUGCUGAUUAGACGAUUGGUUUGCUGGCUCUACUGUUGCUGAAUAGGCUUCCCCAAAAUACUUCCUGAUUUAUAUGUCACAGGGCAACCCCCCAAAACAGCUGGGGGACACCGCUAGGGAGUUGUAACUUCACUUGUUUACGUGUUCCUGCACGGUCACCACCUCACAAAGCAUGCUCCACACUCUUUCAUAUGGUAAUUAAACACAUGCAUGAUAAUAGACCAUGGUCAGUCAUACAAAAAUCAUCACCUAGUUGUUGUUUAUUUAGAUAACUGGAGGCAGUAGAGCUGAGUAUGUUCGUCAUCCAGUCGGGGGGCAAAGAACCAGCCCGCUUUGCACAGCAAUGUUAAAUGAACCGCUGGAGUUGUCGCUCUACAUAUUGCUUACGUGCUUCUGUGUUGUGACCUUUGUCUCAAUGUAUGUGUCACUGGUGAGCACUGAAUGCAGUUAAAACCACGAUAGUUGUUAUUUCUACAUCAGUUACCUUUUAUUAGAUUGUAGUGUAAUGAAUGAUAGUGUUUAAAAUCUAUGUCCCAAGUCCAAAUGAUACCGUAAGGACCGCACAGAUUGAUGUCAUAUUAAGUAUUCAUUGUAGUGUUUGACCGUGAUGGGAGUUUUUAUUUAGAUCUGGCUCACAUGAUGUGUAUUUAUUUUUGAUUGACGUGACAUUCUUGAAAUGUACACAACGUGGCUUCAAGUGUCCCAUUCUAGCAGUUCAUAGUGUGGAGGUGAUCUCGUACGGUUUAUCCUACAAUUUAAUUCAGCUCGACCACUCUCCAUCUUCUUACCGUGGAUUCUGUGCCUGUGUGGUGUGCCGUGUGAAGAGCAACAUGUCAUUUCGGUGACUUAUGAGGAGCGUGUACCUUCCAGCCAUGUGUCUUCAGUGUGACGGAGGACGAAUGUGUCUGAGACGUGAUGGGGACAUUCUCUGGCUGCCUGCCAGUUUCAGGACAGGGUUAUGAGAGGAUGGGUCAUGCAAGCGUUUUGAAAGUAGGCAGCACUGGGAAACAAUGUGAGACGAGUUUAUAGACGGCGUCUGGAAAAAUCACCAAGAGCAGUUAAUACAUUAUAAUGUUAGAAACGACACCGAAAGUGUGUUUAAAUAUUCCAUUUAUUUAUUUAACAGUUGACUCCGGAUGCCAUCUCCUACUCUUAAACUACUUUCAGGACAGUGACCCAUCCUCUUUAUCAUCCUAGGCUUUGGGCACAUUUGUUUCUUACAACACAAAGCAAAGCAAGCUUUAAUGGAGUUCUAGUCUUUACAGUUGAGCCUUUGUCCUCUGACUAUGCCAGAGCCUCCGUUUUAUAUCAUCAGUGUCCUGUUGAAGAUUUCAAUCAAAAUGUCACAUCUCAAUCUCCGUGACAUUAUUUUUGGAGCGGGUCGUAGCACAGCAUCAUGGCCCUGGUGUAACAUUGUGCCAAUUCAGAGCGUGCAUGCCUGCAGGCGUUACCAGAAUGGUCCAGCCUUCACUAGCGACCCUGUUAAUGUUUUUGCUCGCCUUUACAAGGUCAUGCAAGACAGUGGACAGUUGUCAUUUCUACAAAAAAAAAAAACAGAACACUGACACCAUCCAUAUCCCCUAAGUCAAUGCAGUGUAUAGUCAAUGGCCGUGAGAGAAUAUUAUCGUUUUGUUCUUCACUUUUACCAUUUUAUUGAUAGGCCGUUGUUUUUAUUUGCUUUACUCUGUAUGAUUAUUAUUUUGUUGACACAUUUAUCUUAUUGUAUAUUUUAUUUCUUGAUUUGAUGAUUAAAAUGGCUAUAGCAAGGUUUUCUCUGAUGUGAUUUCGAAAUAAACAUUAGUCUUGCUGGGUUCAACC
Molecule: messenger RNA, 2562 nt
Organism: Sebastes umbrosus (honeycomb rockfish)
Lineage: Eukaryota; Metazoa; Chordata; Actinopteri; Perciformes; Sebastidae
Gene: ypel5
Product: yippee-like 5
Exons: 3
Coding region: 209-574 (121 amino acids)
Source: RefSeq, a predicted model, not a curated record